AUGGCUUUUAGAAUCAGUUUUCUUCGUGUUUUUUGUGCGAAGAGUAGUAGCAAAACCCGUGCUCUUCUUCUUGGUUUUGGAGCGUCUACCAUAGGAAUUGGUGCCGCGAUUUCCACAAUUUCACUCCUCUCUGCGCGCGAAAAGCCAAAACUUGUGGACACGUCAACGUUCAUGGCUGAACCCCUAACGGCACCAGACAUCUUGGAGAGUAGCAUGGACGACUUUAAGAGCCGCAUGGAAGUCAUGAUCCUCGGUGUACAAGCCGAAAUUUGCAAGAAACUUGCUGCGAUUGAUGGACAGGAAUUCCGUGUGGAUCGAUGGCUGAGAAAGGAAGGUGGUGGCGGGAUAAGCUGUGUUUUGCAAGAUGGUAAGAGUCUUCAUUUUAUGGAUAAAUUUCUUCGUCGCACUGUGGCUUAUUUAUAUAUUUUAAUACAUUUUCCCUCUGUCCUUGUUUGCUGUUAGUUAGACAUUUUGCAUGAGGGCCCCAUGGUUGGGGUCGAGGGGGGGUGAGGGGGAGGGGGGUGGGGGUUGGAUAGGCUUCCAUGUUAAAAAAAUGGGUACAAAAAAUGGGUAUUUUAGUUAAGGUAAAGGGGUGUAUGGUGGAGUGGCGCAAGUGUAACUUAUCUGGUUUGAAAAUAAAGCAAGUGAGAACACUCUAGGGUGGGAUGGCCAAUUUUGUCAUUUGAGUGCAUGUAUUAACUUCCUUCUGGAACAAAACUCGUUCCAGAAUGACAGUUAUUCCACUGUCAUGAAAGUAGCCCUUAAUUUGAAACAUUAAGGGGCUCUACAGCUAUGGGAGUCAACCAUAGCCAGUUCCCUACAUAUAAUGAUGGGAACCCUGGUCCGUAUUUUUUUACAGGGAAAGUUUUUGAGAAAGCUGGAGUGAACGUUUCUGUUGUUUAUGGUCACUUAUCUCCACAAGCUGUCCAACAAAUGAAAAGCAGAGGCAACGAUUUAAAAGGAAACAAGUUUCCAUUUUUUGCAGCUGGAAUAAGCUCAGUCAUUCAUCCUCGCAAUCCUUUUGUACCAACCCUCCACUUUAACUAUCGUUACUUUGAGGUCCAGGAAGAAAAUGGAAAGAGACACAGUUGGUUUGGUGGAGGAACUGACCUUACUCCUUAUUAUCUUAAUGAAGAGGUAACAAGAUCACCUUGAUGUUACUAAAUUGUGGGUGAAGUUGUUAUACUAGUUGAAGAGACAAAUUUUUAAGGCUUGAAUAUUUUUGUGAUCUGGCAGAAAUGAUGACAAACAUGCUUCUCAGAACUGAGUAUUCAAUUUGUUCUUCAGCUUCCAUAGCCACAUUUUCACAGGUCUAGUUAACUAAUUCUCUGUAGAGAAGAGAGAUCUUUCAAACCACACAUGUACUAGGAUGAGCAUGAUUCAGUUAAGGAGGACAGAGACAAAAAGCAAAAAGCCAUGUUAAGGGGUAUAGAAUGGUAAAUUCAAGACUUUGCGAGGCUGUGAGACCCUGGUUUCAAAAUUUGAGACUUUGAGAUGCAAAAUUACCUGAAAAUGAGACUUCAAGACCCAUCAAAAAUGCUUCCGAGAUUUUGAGAUAGGGCCAAAAUUUUACAAGACCCAUGUUAUUCGAGGAACCAUUUUAUACCCGUUCUUUAGCCGGAAUCAGUUGUAAUGUUGUUGCUCCUUUACGCAACUUCUUUUCGUUCCAUCAAAUCCUAAGAUCCUAAAAGCUUUGCCUAAAUAAAACCUAGUAAUUGCCCAACAAAUGAAAAAGAAAAAAUGAGGUGAGAAGAGUAAAGAACAGAGGACGAGAGAAAGUGGAAAGUAAAAGUCAAGACUGCUACAUGUAUAUGUAUGUCACUCUUAAACAUGUCUCGAACUUUUUCUUUCUGCACCUGCCCAAACUUCAGAAGCGGAUAUUUUGCAUCUGGAACAGACGGCUGCGAAGUGCCAACUUGUAAAUGGCUUUGUGGAAAGAUUUAGCUUUUUAUAGCCAGACAGUGACCAGAAAAUGGCUCAACUGGCUUCAAACUGCAUUUUCAGCAAAAUUCUCAGGAUUGAAUGGGUUAACAUUUAACCUUGAUUGCAAUGAAAAGAAACUUUAGAAUAAUUUUUAUAAAGUUUAUUUGGGAUAAAAUGCAAUGUUAUGCUACAGACAUCUUCAUUGUACAAUAUACACUUGAGUUAAUAACUGAAUUUCUUCCAAACGGCCUUGAGUGGAAAGCACCGGGGUAUUAAAUUUUGUGUUGUAAAUUUGAUGAUUUUUCUGUGCUUCUUUACUGUGGAAUCUUUUUGAUCUGGCAAAAGUCAUGAAAAUUUACUGUAUGUACCAUUAAAAUAACUUCAAUGAGGUAUUUAGUGCUGUUGGUACUUUGGCAUUCCAUCACCCUGCUGGUUUUGUUAACCAAAAAUGACUUAUUUUCAGGAUGCAAAGCAUUUUCAUAAGACUUUGAAAGAGUUCUGUGAUAAACACGACAAGUCAUAUUAUUCCAAGUUCAAGAAAUGGUGUGAUGACUACUUUUUUGUAAAACACAGAGGUAAGUUCUAAACAAUAACAACCAUGAUAAUGACAUUAAGCGACAUGGCCAAGAAGUAAGAGCACUCGAAUUGUAAUCUGGAGGCCCUGACAGAGUUCGUACAGGUUAUGGAAAACCUAGCCUGCACCACAGACAAAUCUAAACUCUGGUUAGGUCUGUCUGUAAAACAGUGCCAAAAUCCUUGUUCUUGUCCCUCACCUGUGUACCAGGAUUUGAUUACAUGCCAUGAUUGGCCUGUUAAUAAAGAAGUGAUCGCCCAUUUGCCACUCAGGAUGGAAGGAAAUUCGAAACACACUUCCAGUAAUUCAGUGAAUCUGUUGGGGGCCCAGAACAGGGAUCUUGGCACUGCUUCACAGACUUUACUAUAAAAUGGAGGUAAAACCUAGAAAGUCAUGAAAUUUAAGAUUUUCAUUUUCCAUGCCUUGAAAGUCGUGGAAUUUAAUAAUUGUCAGUCAUGGAAAGUCAUGGAAAAUUUAAGUUAUGUUUGGUAGAUUUUAGUCACUGCACUUGUCAAAGCAAGGACAAAGUAAAACAGAGGCAAGUAGUUGAGUAGACCAAACGUCAUGCAUUUUGGCAGAAGCCAGAACUUGUGUCUGUUGAACUGAGUUAGGUUAACAAAUCACCAGAAAAAAAGAAAAGUUUUAACUUUUUCGAAAGUGACAGCUUAACCUCGGGUCAUGGAAAACUGCAAAAAUUCAUGGGCAAAAAUCAUGCAAAGUCAUGAAGUUUGAAGAGCUCAAAAGGAUAAAAACUCCCCCUGAGUUCAAUCCCCACCUUUACUAGCGUCCCUCGCAACCGUUUUAGUCUUGUCACGCAAUACUCCCCCCCAACAAACAAGACAAAAAUGGUUGCAUGGGAGACUAAGCCCUAACCGCUAGCUGGGUUUUUUCUCGGUAGCCAACUGGUUUGCCUCGUCUCCUUUCAAGACGACCAAAGUUCCGCUAAGACAUCUGAUAAAUAGUUUAUAGGGUAGCUCCAGAUUAACCACAGAGACUUCUAAAGCAUAGAGAAAACCAUUUGGGACACUUCUGACAUACAGUCGAACCCCCCGUUUAUGGACAUCUGCUUAAUAUGGACACCUAAUUAUUACAGACAGUUCGCUUUGGCUCUGGGGAAAGAAAGCCCUUACUUUUUUUCCAAAUUCAACGCGCUUUAUAUGGACACCCUGUUAAUACGGACACUUUCUAUGGCCCCCUCAGUGUCCGUAUUAAGGGGGUUAUUAUCAUAAUUACACAUGGGAAAAUCAAUGGCAGAGCUACAGUAAAUCUUAAAAUAAGUAUAUUAGAUAGUCGUACUAAUAGUUCCAGGCUAAAAAAAGCGAAAUGACAAAAAGAAAAAAAAAACAAAUAAAAAUAAAAAUAAAAGAGCAAAGGAAGAAAAAAAAACAUAUAUAUAUAUAUAUAUAUAUAUAUAUAUAUAAAUUACUAUUUAUGAUAAGAGGAAUGCUUUCAGCUUACAGCAAAAGGAAGCGGUACUUGUUGCAUUUCGAAUUUCAAAACUAAGAGAGUUAAAAAAUUAAGUUAAAAAAUUUAGGACCUUGGAAACUGAUGGAGAACUUUCUUAUAUUAGUCCUGCAUUGUGGUAAAUAAAAAUGCUCCGAACUUCUAGUGCCAUAAGAGUGCACCUGGCGUGUCACCAGAAACAUGUUAUUGAAGCUAUAAGGAAGUAAGCCAGAUCUGUAUUGAUACAUAAAUUUUCCUAUUUGAAGAGAAGUGAUGGUGUCUCAAAAACAAUAUUUGUGAAAUUAUGGAGUUGUUUAGUACAUCCAUAAAGAACAAGAUCAAAAAUGUUUACUUGCUAAAAGUUUUGAUGGGGGGGAUAUAAGCACCUUUAUGCUCCAAAGACUCCAUAUAAAUCCUUCUAACAUAGGCCUGGGUCUAUUUCUUGAAAGACACGGAAACUUUUCGGACCAGAAGACAAAUUUUAAAAUCAAAACCUGUUGAAUAGUAUCCCCUUUCCUAGCCCACAAACCCAUCAAAAUUGCUUCACUUAGUGAUAGUUUCAUUGUAUUAUUUUCAAAGUUAUUGAAACUUUGAUCUUGAAUGCAAACACGACAAACACAAAACAGCUUUCUGGGCCUGAAAAGUUAUCAGAAUUUUCAAGAAACAGGCCCCUGGCCAAUUUAAGAAGGAUUUGUGUGGAGUUAUAAGACCAUAACGGUGCUUAUAUGUCCCCACCAAUCUGCACUAACAGGCUGAGUUUUUGCAAGGGGGCUUUUUCAUCUUGUUUUUUCCGAAUAUGCCAACCAAUCCCAAUUUUUGUGACGUCACACUUCUUUUCUCUAUUGCUUUUAACAGUAGGUUAUAAUAGCUAAAAAGGGCUCAAUUAAGGUUACUGGGAAACUGCCCACCUACCCCUCCCCUAAGCCAACAUCAUCACUUACUUCUCACUUAGGGCAUAAUGUUGGCUUAGGGGAGGGGUAGGUGGGCAGUUUCCCAGAAGCCUCAAUUGAUCCUUAGAAAGAUUGCCAGGACAAUUUCUCUUCUUAUUUACUGUAGGUGAACGUCGUGGUGUUGGUGGCAUAUUUUUUGACGAUCUUGACACGCCUUCACAUGAAGCCGCAUUUCAGUUUGUCAAGGCGGGUGCCAAUGCUGUACUACCCUCUUAUGUUCCUAUUGUAGAAAAACACAAAGAUGAUCCUUAUACGGACAAAGAACGACUCUGGCAAUUACUCAGGAGAGGCCGGUGAGUCCGUAGGUGUGGUGUUAGCAACAGAAAUUCCAUACUGAUGACGCAUCACUACUCAGACCUGGGUAGUGCUUCUGAUUGGUCGUGCCGCGUGGGAAAUUUGCUUUAGCCAAUCAGAAGCACUGCCCAGAUCUGGGUAGUGACGCGUCAUAAGUAUGGAAUUUCUGCGCUCGUUUCUCAGACGUCAUUUGGCGGGGAAAUCAGUUGUGACGUGGCAAAAUGUCGGCCGUCUUCUCAGGCCAAAGCCCGCGAGCAAGUCGGGUUUUCGCGCGCUUGACGGUCACUUGUCUCUCGCCUCUGCUUCAUGACAUCUUACAACGGACAUCAUAGACACAACGUCGGAUAUAGAGAACGCGAAAAUGGCUGGAAGAUUUUAAGGACUUGGCUACAACGAAAUACUGACAGUAAAAGGCUACGGCCUGUACAGGGAAUCACAAAUAGCCACUUGAAGGUUUUUCACUGCUUUUUGGAGAAUAUCUACAAGAAAAAAAAUUAUCCGUUCAUAUUUUAAAACUACUGAUGAACUGGCAGAUGUUUUCAAGAGUUUUUCAGAGGUAAGAAUGUUAUGAUGUUGGAAAUCUGUUGAAUGAAUAAUUUGAAUUCGUCUCGGAGGAUGUUAUCCACCCCAGCCUUCAGCUUCUGUGUAGUUCAUUGUUCAUAGCAUUAUUGCCUUCAUAUCCAAUAUUAUUGCAUUUUCUUCUCGCAGAUACGUGGAAUUUAACCUUGUGUAUGACCGAGGUACGAAAUUUGGACUCUAUACCCCUGGGGCUCGCAUAGAAAGCAUCUUGAUGUCCCUGCCGUUGGAGGCCCGUUGGGAAUACAUGCAUGCACCCGAGAGCGGGAGCAAAGAAGAGGAAAUUCUGGAGGUUCUACGAAAUCCAAAAGACUGGGUCGAGUAA
Porites evermanni is the source of this 6085-nucleotide messenger RNA. Lineage: Eukaryota; Metazoa; Cnidaria; Anthozoa; Scleractinia; Poritidae. The record is from the annotation of a GenBank genome assembly.